CUUUCCACUCGCAGCCCCAACAUGUCACGUGACCCGCAGCACUCCCCCAUGGACCUGAGGCUGACGCCCCCGGGGCGAGCGAUGAGAGGCCACCUGGGUGGAGCGCUCGCCACCUUGGAGAAGCGAAGCCUCCUCGCGCCGCCAGGGCACCUCCAUCCCGACGAGAUCCCCGAGCUCUUCUACCCCUCGGGCACCCAUGGUCUCUUCCCUCCUUCGGGCAACAUGGGUGCCAACGUGCCCCCGCGGUUCCCAGGUGCCCCUGGGGCACCGAGGCGCCGCUAUAUAUCGUUCAUGGUGGAGGAGAUCCUGAAGGGCGACAGCGACGGACGGGAGAGCGAGGACGACUCCUUCCUGGACCUGGCGACAUCGGACAGACGCAAGCAGAAGCGACCCCUGCUCACAAGGGAUGCGGAGAAUCACGACGUCACGGUGGAGUUCAACUUUGACCCGAGGGACGCACCCUACACCUUCCUGUCCCCCGCGCCGCGCUGGGUGAUCCCCGCCAUUCCCCGGGGAUCUGCGACUUCCUCGGACCCAGGUCCCAGGGCCCAGGCCGCAGCCGGGGGGAGUGCGGCCCCCGGCGGGGGUGCGGUGCCCCCCGUGGCCCCGCCGUUCCCGCGGGACCGCUGCGCUAAGCGGCUCCGCAGGAACCGUACAGUGUUCACUGAGUCGCAACUCACGUGCCUCGAGACCAAGUUCGAGAAGCAGAAGUACCUCUCCACGCCCGACAGGAUUGAUUUGGCCGGAUGUCUGGGCCUAACUCAACUUCAGGUGAAAACCUGGUACCAGAAUCGGCGCAUGAAAUGGAAGAAAAUUGUGGUAGGCAGCGGCUUGCUUUCCCCCACGAAGCCCAAGGGUCGCCCCCGUAAGGACUCGAUUCCAUCGAGCCGAGAGCUGGAGCAGCUGGAGAGGCUGCAGCAGAUGGAGCAGGAAGCCGAGUUCGGCUCUCCCCUCCCCAGCCCAACGCCCACGGACCAAAGCCAUCCCAGCUCUCCAUCUUCUGACGCAGCAGCAGCAGCAGCAUCGUCUGCUGCAUCUCCUGCUGCAUCGACAUCACUCUCCGGAGAUGCGUCCUCGGUUGCGUCUCAAGCGUCUUCGACUGCGUCAUCUCCCGGAGCCAGGGAGCCUGGUGCUGCUGCUGGCGCUACUUCUCCCGCUGCAGCCUCAUCUACAGCCACAACUCCGACUCUAUCAUCGCCAGCUUCAGCCACAUGCGACGACGCCUCGAGGGGAGCGGCGCUCCCAUGUCGAGCCGCAGUCGUGACCAGGGCAGUUGCUCGCACUCCAGGCUCUUCAGCGGCACCCGAGCGGGGGCAGCAGCAGCAGCAGCGUCUAGCUUAGGGCAGCAGCAGCAGCAGCAUCGUGUACUGCGGGAGUAGCCACAUCUGCCAAUGGGGCCGCAUUGAUUAAAAGGGACAAAGAUUCCCUGUAUAGCCGAACAGACUGUUGGGGCAAGUGCUUUUUGCGAGCGCCCUUUGAAGGCCAAAACGGUACACGAGGGGGUGGGUGGCGAGCACCACGCCCGGCCGUCUUUGUCUCCCUAGUGGCGAUGAUUUUACAC
Petromyzon marinus (sea lamprey) is the source of this 1561-nucleotide messenger RNA. RefSeq lists its product as uncharacterized. Gene Ontology annotation, biological process: regulation of DNA-templated transcription. Lineage: Eukaryota; Metazoa; Chordata; Hyperoartia; Petromyzontiformes; Petromyzontidae. The record is from RefSeq and is a predicted model, not a curated record. Gene Ontology annotation, molecular function: DNA binding; DNA-binding transcription factor activity, RNA polymerase II-specific.